AUCAUGAAAGGGGUCAUGGCAAUGGCUUUGCAGAAGGUUGAGGAGUACACUAAAGAUGGCAUGAACUGGAAAACCGAUAACUGGCAACAAAAUGAUGGUGUGAAGAAUGGAUAUCAUAACGAGUUUAAACACGAGAAUAGAGGAUGGAAUUCUACUUCUGGAGGACAAACUUCUUCUGUUGGCAAUAAUAAUUCUUAUAACUCAAGUUCUUGGGAUGAUUGGGACAUGAAAGACAACAGGAAGGUAGAUAAUAAUAUAAAAGUGACUGCCUCUCGUAGCAAUGAUGGUUGGGCUGGCUGGGAUGAUUCGAAGGAUGAUGGAUAUGAUCACUUAUAUAACGGCAGUUCAUCUGAUAGAAAGGCUGUUGGUCACAACGGAAAAUCAGAUUCCGCAUGGACUGGUGGAGGCUUCCUUUAAGGUUGAAUUUUAAAUGUUCUUUGCAGAUAUCAGAAUUCUUACUUGCCCGGAAAAGGUAACUAGUACACAAUUUAUUCCAACUGGGAACAGAGCAUGCAGGGGAUGGAUAGAACUUUAUUCUACCAUAGUGCGGUUGCUAA
Hibiscus syriacus is the source of this 557-nucleotide messenger RNA. RefSeq names its product probable ADP-ribosylation factor GTPase-activating protein AGD6. Gene Ontology annotation, biological process: vesicle-mediated transport. The record is from RefSeq and is a predicted model, not a curated record. Lineage: Eukaryota; Viridiplantae; Streptophyta; Magnoliopsida; Malvales; Malvaceae. Gene Ontology annotation, molecular function: GTPase activator activity. Bases 4 to 417 code for a protein of 137 amino acids. The transcript has 2 exons.